Messenger RNA from Nematolebias whitei (Rio pearlfish), 1113 nucleotides. RefSeq names its product D(1) dopamine receptor-like. Gene Ontology annotation, molecular function: G protein-coupled receptor activity. The coding region runs from base 1 to 1113 and encodes 370 amino acids. The transcript has a single exon. Gene Ontology annotation, biological process: adenylate cyclase-activating adrenergic receptor signaling pathway. The record is from RefSeq and is a predicted model, not a curated record. Gene Ontology annotation, cellular component: membrane. Lineage: Eukaryota; Metazoa; Chordata; Actinopteri; Cyprinodontiformes; Rivulidae.
AUGGAUCCCGUGAACUUCACCACCGUCGUCGACAAUGGCUUCAUGGACGAGACGUCGUCGAGUCGCGUCCUGACCGGCUGCUUCCUCUCGCUGCUCAUCCUCACCACCUUGCUGGGGAACGUGCUCGUCUGCGCGGCCGUCACUAAGUUUCGACACCUGCGCUCCAAGGUGACCAACUUCUUUGUGAUCUCGUUGGCCGUGAGCGACCUCCUGGUCGCCGUCUUGGUGAUGCCGUGGAAGGCGGUGACGGAGAUUGCGGGGUUCUGGCCCUUUGGCUCUUUCUGCGACACCUGGGUGGCUUUUGACAUCAUGUGCUCGACAGCGUCCAUCUUGAACCUUUGUGUCAUCAGCUUGGACCGCUACUGGGCUAUCUCCAGCCCCUUCCGCUAUGAGAGGAAGAUGACACCCAGAGUGGCCUACGUGAUGAUCAGCAUGGCAUGGACGUUAUCUGUCCUCAUUUCCUUCAUCCCUGUGCAGCUCAACUGGCACAAAGCCCAGACUAAAUCUUACAAGGCUCUCACUGAAUCAUUCCUAGGUCCAAAUGCAUCAUCUCACCAUGACACGGAGAACUGUGACUCCAGCCUGAACAGGACCUACGCCAUCUCCACGUCUCUUAUCAGCUUCUACAUCCCUGUUGCCAUCAUGGUGGCCACGUACACCCAGAUCUAUCGCAUUGCCCACAGACAGAUCAGGAGGAUUUCUGCCCUGGAGCGGGCUGCUGAGAGUGCCAAGAACAGGCACAACAGCGUGUGCGGAGGCUCCAGCAUCGCAGAGUCCGAGAGCUCCUUCAAGAUGACGUUCAAGAGGGAGACCAAGGUGCUGAAGACACUGUCGGUGAUCAUGGGGGUGUUCGUGUGCUGCUGGCUCCCGUUCUUCAUCCUGAACUGCAUGGUGCCCUUCUGUGAGCAGCCGAGCGAUGGCGAGGCCUUCCCUUGCAUCAACCCCACCACCUUUGACGUGUUCGUGUGGUUCGGCUGGGCCAACUCCUCCCUCAACCCCAUCAUCUAUGCCUUCAACGCCGAUUUUCGCAGGGCCUUCUCCAUCCUGCUGGGCUGCCACAGACUGCAUCCAGGGGGCCACAAUAUGGAGACGGCCAGCCUAAACAAGAAGUGA